AUGGACAACUGUACUGCGUGCAUGGUGUGCGCUCUCAGGGAGUCGAAGUACCGCUCCUAUAUAGCAUUACUUCCAAGAAAACGGAGGAGGUUUACAAGAAGAAUUUUCGGGCACUUGAAAACAAACAUGACCGGCAGCAAUAAAAGAGGUUUUUCCGGCAGCGUCAGUGUGGGUUUCACCUUGCCCAAGCGUGAAAUCGCAGCUGCAUUGCCCUUGGCCUCAAGAAAUACAUGCUUGGACCGGAAAGAGAUGAUCGCAUCGUGGGGUGGUGGGAAACUACUUAGAGCGUCUGUACAAGGGUGUGGCUUUCACCUUGCCCAAGCGUGGAACCGCAGCUGCAUUGCCCUUGGCCUCAAAAAAUACAUCCUUGGACCGGAAAGAGAUGAUCGCAUCGUGGGGUGGUGGGAAACUACUAGAGGUACGCCAUUCCUUCGUGCAUUGCCACCGCGUAUGAGGGCUCUUGCAUUUAACGACAUAUCUGCCAGACGGCUCGGGGUUCUCAUACAUGUAGAUCAUCCACCACUGAGUGUACUUAUCGACACUCUUCGGAAGCUCAGUUUCGAGACACGUGCUACUCUCACACGCCUGCAGGAGGUUGGAAGUUGA
This is a messenger RNA of Cooperia oncophora, 606 nucleotides long. NCBI's taxonomy places the organism in Eukaryota, Metazoa, Nematoda, Chromadorea, Rhabditida, Trichostrongylidae. The record is from the annotation of a GenBank genome assembly.